Cotesia glomerata is the source of this 518-nucleotide messenger RNA. RefSeq lists its product as uncharacterized. The transcript is spliced from 2 exons. NCBI's taxonomy places the organism in Eukaryota, Metazoa, Arthropoda, Insecta, Hymenoptera, Braconidae. The coding region runs from base 7 to 447 and encodes 146 amino acids. The record is from RefSeq and is a predicted model, not a curated record.
GAUGAAAUGGAAGAUGAAUCCCUUGUAAAAAAAAAUGUUUUCCCUAAUGAAUUUUUAUUAAGGAUUGUGCCUGAUGGAACAAGUAUUAAAGAUUUUGCGAGAUCCGUAGCAACUAAAAAAAAGUCUAAUGUACAACCAUAUCUGAUAACUCAGUCAGGUCAGUCGGUAGAUAAGACAUUCGUGCAAGGAGAUGGAUGGUUUAUCAAUGUUCAUCCCGAAAGUCAACCCAUCACUACUUUUGAUCUCUUAUACAAAACGUACUAUGUACUUAACGUAGAGUACCCGGAAACUUUGAAAAAUUUUUAUAAUUUUAUUGAUUACUUCAUCUUUCACAUGAAUGUCGAGUCAAUAAGUAUGGUAUGUUCUUUGUAUACUAGUCUUUCGAAUUUUAAUAUUGAUAGUCGUAAGAAAGGUACAGACGAUGCUUUCGAAGAUGAUUUGGACUAAAAUAUAUCGUUUUAAAAAUUAAUGAUAAUAUAUGAGAGUUCUACUGAGUAAGAAAUAGUUCUACUUAACUA